Messenger RNA from Fundulus heteroclitus (mummichog), 1114 nucleotides. Its product is annotated as NADH dehydrogenase [ubiquinone] 1 alpha subcomplex subunit 4-like 2. The transcript is spliced from 4 exons. The record is from RefSeq and is a predicted model, not a curated record. Lineage: Eukaryota; Metazoa; Chordata; Actinopteri; Cyprinodontiformes; Fundulidae. Bases 193 to 441 code for a protein of 82 amino acids.
ACUGGCAACAGGUCUUGUUGCUCUGGGGGACAAACUGUACGUCAGACAACAAAAAAGCUCUUUCAAUAAAUCCGUGCAGAGACAUUAUCUCACAUGGCUACAGUCAUCAGUUGGUGACACACAGUUGGUUCCUAUUUUUGUGUGGUUUAUUUUUUUUAUUAGGGAGGACUCAUUUUCAGAGGCGUAAUAAAGAUGAUUAAGAUCAUGAUUCAGCAUGCGAAGAAACAUCCAGGGUUAAUCCCUCAGUUUUUCUUCAUUACUCUGGGCAUCUCAGGGGCCAUGCUCUACCUGAUCCGACUGGCAAGAGGGCCCCAUGUCACCUUCUGGGACAAAAAGAACAACCCUGAGCCCUGGAACAAGCUCGAUCCGACCUAUCAGUACAAGUUUGUUGCCGUCAACACGGACUACAAGAGCCUGAAGAAGGACAGACCUGACUUCUAAAGGUCCUCCACGCAAGUGCAGGGACACCAAGUUCAGCAGGACCUCCACUUCCAGCUGUCACCUCACCUCAUGUGAAACUUUUAUGCACAUUUAACCCUGCCUAUGCCUCUGCAAACACAACUCUGAGCUAAUAAUGCAAACAAACAAACCUUUAAAGGUACCAUGACAUCCCUGUAAAAACCACUCCAUGUAGUUGAUAUUGCUGCAUGUGUAAAUUCUCCAAAGAAUUUCAACUUGUUUUGUCAGGCCAAAUGUCCCUCCUCAGUAAAAGGGUUAGUUGUGGUAUUUAUGGAGUUUAGUUUACGUUUCAGCAUUAACAGCCUAUAGUUUUUAAUGCCUACCCCUGAUUGGGGCCUUAGGUUAUAUAGAUUCACAUAUGUUUAUUCUGAAUAGAAGUAACAUUACUGCUUUGGAGUCAAGCUUUAACAAUAUAGAUCAUCUGUGGAGUGAACGAAGGAUUAGAGUUGUGGGCAGGAGCCUUUUGAACUUUAAAGACUUGAGUUUGAUUGUUGGAAUACCAAUUACAACAAUCAACAAUCCCUUUGUCAUUGAGAAAGGUGUGACUAAUCUGACAUGUUAUUUGUUUAAAAUGUAAAAAACAGAAACCCUAAACAUUGUCUUAGCUUUUUGAAAGACACCUUUGUAAUUUUUGAAAUAAAAUUUAAUAAAAAAA